CCACAACAGGUGCGCGCCCCCUCCCCCUCCCUUUAGGCUCCACCUGUCUCCCCUCCUCCGCAAGGGUUCUUGACCCAGAAAGCAGCCGUCAUCCAGUAGCAGUGGUAUGCCGGCCAGCACGCACCCCCCCCCUGGUCACCGGAUCGGCGGCAGCUGCUCGGUCCCGGAGCUAUUUUCACCCCCCCUGGACAGAGUGCUGCAGAGCAGCCCCAGUCAGACCCGGGGGCGGAGAGCAGCAUGAAGUCCGCAGGCACCGACGGCUUCUUCCCCUCUGAUCCGGACGACCUGGACCUGGACAGCGGUGGCGGCAGCGACAGCUCCUACGGGAAGUCCACCGGCGACGGCAGCCCGACGCGCGGAGAACUAGAGGCGGGGGGAGGAGGCGGUGGUUCCCGCGCCGCAGCGCCCCGGCGGAGGAAACGGCGGAGACGCAGCAGCGACGGAGACGCGGGAACCGCAGGCGUGAGCAAACAGAGGCAGGCGGCGAACGCGCGGGAGCGGGACCGGACGCACAGUGUGAACACGGCGUUCACGGCGCUGCGCACACUCAUCCCCACCGAGCCCGCGGACCGGAAGCUCUCCAAGAUCGAGACGCUGCGCCUGGCCUCCAGCUACAUCUCGCACCUGGCCAACGUGCUGCUGCUGGGGGAGGCGUGCCGGGACGGACAGCCCUGCCUCCGAUACCAGAGCGAGCGGCGCCCCGGCGCCCCGGCGCACGCGCUGCGGCCCAUCUGCACCUUCUGCCUCAGCAACCAGAGGAAACUGCUCCGAGACGGAGGGAAACACUCGGCCGCUGUGUGAAGCAGCCAGGAAGUCCACCUUCACCUUGUUUACAUGUACACCUGUAGGACUUUGUACAUAUAGAAAUGUAUAUUUAUUUUUGGAUUAGACUAGAACAAGAAAUUAACACUGGAAAGCACUUUGUGUCCGCGCUGCUGUGUUUCUGAACCGCUGUGUUUUGGUUGAGCUGUAACCGGAGCCCAUGUGUAAAGUUGCACCUGACGGGGGCUAUUUUGGUCCCCCCCCCUCCCCCCAUGCCCAAUGCCAAAAAAAAGCCUUGUCACCCUCACAUGCUGUCAGUUGAUUUUAAGACUAACUGCAGGUUUAUUUUAAGACUAACUGCAGGUUUAUUUUGAAGAUGAAAAAGGUUUAGAUAUUUGCAGUGUGUUGAAAUGUUUACUUUUGCAUCGUUGCACAAUCUAUCACUUUAAAAAACAAAAUGCAAAAAAUGUUGAAAGUUUUGUGUGCACCCAGCAUGCAAACAGCAUUAGGUUCUGGAGAAUAUAUAAAUGUAAUCCUUUUACUGUACAACAUGUGUGUCAAACUCAGAAGACCCCCCGGGACAAACACUCAGAUCCAGACUCUAUAUCGAUUAAGUUCACAAUACAUUUUGACCGGUUAACAUUUUGACCGGUUAACAUUUUGACCGGUUAACUUUUUGACGCUUAUUUCGGUAUUUGUUGC
Messenger RNA from Perca flavescens (yellow perch), 1464 nucleotides. RefSeq names its product transcription factor 15. NCBI's taxonomy places the organism in Eukaryota, Metazoa, Chordata, Actinopteri, Perciformes, Percidae. The coding region runs from base 238 to 801 and encodes 187 amino acids. Gene Ontology annotation, biological process: developmental process; regulation of transcription by RNA polymerase II. The record is from RefSeq and is a predicted model, not a curated record. Gene Ontology annotation, molecular function: protein dimerization activity; DNA-binding transcription factor activity, RNA polymerase II-specific; RNA polymerase II transcription regulatory region sequence-specific DNA binding. The transcript is spliced from 2 exons.